Eptesicus fuscus (big brown bat) is the source of this 3617-nucleotide messenger RNA. It is a transcript of the gene GPR68, whose product is annotated as G protein-coupled receptor 68. Gene Ontology annotation, cellular component: membrane. Gene Ontology annotation, molecular function: G protein-coupled receptor activity. Bases 479 to 1567 code for a protein of 362 amino acids. Gene Ontology annotation, biological process: G protein-coupled receptor signaling pathway; cellular response to pH. NCBI's taxonomy places the organism in Eukaryota, Metazoa, Chordata, Mammalia, Chiroptera, Vespertilionidae. The transcript has 2 exons. The record is from RefSeq and is a predicted model, not a curated record.
GGGGGAGUGUGGGUCCUGGUGCAGGGCUGCCCGCCGCGGCCUGGGGGGUCCACCAGGCCCCGGAAGGUGCUUUUGCGGCUCCUCCCCAGACCUUCUGGGAGCCGCAGAAAAAAAGCCCAGCUGCUUGAGGUUUGAGGGCAGAGCUCAGCCGUGAAGCAAGUCACAGAGGACCCGGGAUCCCGCGGGGACCGCUUCCCGUCGCUGCCACGCGCUGCCGGCCCCUCACCUGGCUGGGGCAGCGCCUCCCUGGGGUCUGGAGGCUGAGCAGGUGGGGCAGUCCAGCAUUAGAGGGUCAGGGAAUACAUUUGGCAGCUCAGGACCUGCAUUUAGAAAAACAGAACAGAAGAGACCUGAUGAGAGGGCACCGCAGACGGUAGGAAGCUCACCCACCGCCAAGGAGGUGCGGCCUGUGAACGCCAUGGCGGCGGAGAGGCCCGCUGCCUGAGCCGGGAGGGGUGAGGCCCCCGCAGGCCCGAGGAUGGGCAACAUCACGGCGGACGCCUCCCGCCCGAACUGCACCAUCGAACACACCAUCCACCAGACGCUGGCCCCCGUGGUCUACGUCACCGUGCUGGUGGUGGGCUUCCCGGCCAACUGCCUGUCCCUCUACUUCGGCUACCUGCAGAUCAAGGCGCGGAACGAGCUGGGCGUGUACCUGUGCAACCUGACCGUGGCCGACCUCUUCUACAUCUGCUCGCUGCCCUUCUGGCUGCAGUACGUGCUGCAGCACGACAACUGGUCGUACGGGGACCUGUCCUGCCAGGUGUGCGGCAUCCUCCUCUACGAGAACAUCUACAUCAGCGUGGGCUUCCUCUGCUGCAUCUCCAUCGACCGCUACCUGGCCGUGGCCCACCCCUUCCGCUUCCACCAGUUCCGCACCCUGAAGGCGGCCGUGGGCGUCAGCGUGGUCAUCUGGGCCAAGGAGCUGCUGGCCAGCGUCUACUUCCUCCUGCACACCGAGCUGGUGGAGGACGGCGACCAGCACCGCGUCUGCUUCGAGCACUACCCGCUGCAGCCCUGGCAGCGCAACAUCAACUACUACCGCUUCCUCGUGGGCUUCCUCUUCCCACUCUGCCUGCUGCUGGCCGCCUACCGGGGCAUCCUGCGCGCCGUGCGCCGCAGCCACGGCACCCAGCAGAGCCGCAAGGACCAGAUCCAGCGGCUGGUGCUCAGCACCGUGGUCAUCUUCCUGGCCUGCUUCCUGCCCUACCACGUGCUGCUGCUCGUGCGCAGCCUCUGGGAGUCCAGCUGCCAGUUCGCCCAGAGCGUCUUCAACGCCUACCACUUUGCCCUGCUGCUCACCACCUUCAACUGCGUGGCCGACCCCGUGCUGUACUGCUUCGUCAGCGAGACCACCCACCGGGACAUGGCCCGCCUGCGCGCCGCCUGCCGGGCCCUCCUCACCUGCUCCAGGACCGGCGGGCCCCGGGAGGCCUACCCGCUGGGCACCCCCGAGGCCUCGGGGGUGAAAAGCGAGGAGCCCGAGUUGCUCAGGAAGCUCCAGUCGACCUUCCAGACCCCUCACUCACCUAAAGGGGAAGGGGCGCCCCCCGCCGGGCUGGCCUAGCCGGAGUCAGCCAUGUGCGGGGGUGAAGUGAGGUCUGAGCUUGCUGGCCGGCUGGGCUGCCGCCGCUUGGCCAAGGGCAGGCGCCUCUUUCUGCUGGAGGGGACGAGGGGCUGGGGGUCACUGCACCCCGGGCCUGGGCUGCAGCCAGGCCUCGCUGGUUCCAGGGAGCGUGCAGCUUGCUGAGCCCGCUGGGGUGAGCCCAUCAGUCUGUCUUCUGCUGCAGGCGGGGCUGCUGGCAGGAGGAAGACGGUGAACUGGCACCUGCAGGUUUUCAAAGAGAAGCCGGGCUGGGGGAGUGCAGGGUGAGAGGACGUGCACGGAGGGGCGUAGGGAGAGGAGGGAGGGGACUGGGUGUGCGCUGGCCGGGCCUUCCAGUGCGGUUGUUGUCAUGGAGGACACCUGUCCAAACGUACUGGUGUCAUCCAAGGAGGUGACCAAAGCUGCGUUGUCAUCAGGAACACUGAGCCCCACCCACAAGGGGAUCGGAAGGAAGAUGAGGGGGGCCAGGAGGUUGGAGGGGAGAAGGAAUGCGGGGAAGCAUCUGGGGUACUGAUAGUGUGCAUGGGGGCAGGGCGGGGAGUGGCACGCAGAGCGGAGACCCCUGCACACCGUGGUGUAGGGAGAGCCGAGCAGAUGCCCCAAGCUCAGGGUUGAUGGAACACAGGUCUUGGGGCUCCCGGGCCGAUGUCUGUGGUCCUUGAAAUAGUCAGUGCUGAAGCACACGUGUCCAGACAGAGGCCUAAAGCCCAGGCGUGUAAUCACGUUCCCCACACGGAUUCCUCCGCUUCAGUGUUGUUUCCAUCGGCCCAGGAGCGCCAGACCUGGGAGUGUGUGUGUGUGUGUGUGUGUGUGUGUGUGUCCAUGUGUCCAUGUUUAAAACGCCAGGGUCUCCAUGACAGCUGUGUGCCAAGACCCUGAGGCUAGGGUCACGUGACUAUUGGCAGUGUCCGCCCACGCCCACCCCGGCCUCUGCCUCUGCCCCUUGCCGUACCCACAGUGGAAUGUCUUAACAGUCUAACAGUCUGAGCAUGACAUUCUCCUCCGUUCUCAGAUGCAACAAAACAAAACGGAUGCAUUCUCUGGCAUCUCUCAGUCUCUGUAAUGGAGAGAGGAGGUGGCCCUGGGCUGCCUUCGCCUCCUUUGUUGUCCUGCGCGGCUCCGCCACAUCCCCCACCUCAACCCCCUGGAGCGUGAGAGUGGUCCCGUGGGCCACAUGUAGCCCAGGGUGCUGACCGCCACCUUCUGUCCUGUCCUGGGAAGCUCAGCUCCCCUGCAGCUCUGCCACACAUGUUGAGCCCCUGCCCUGGCAGUCAGACCAAGGACCAGAAGAGCUUCCUACUGCUCCAGGGACCUGCCCACUUUAACAGACGUGCUAGCCCUUCAGAUGGCCUGGUCGAUGGCUGGGGCCAGCUCUCACAUCCCUGGGAUGUGAGUUCCUCGCACACAAGAGGACAGGUGGGCUCAAGUCUGGGGAGGGACUAGGGAUGGGGAGAUGGAAGCGGGGGCCAGUAGAACAGUUGUGGAGUCUGCUAAAGGCAGGGUCAGGAAGAGCAUCUUUGAACUUUCUCUCCCCCACCCACACCCCCCAUCCGGCGUGCCCAAAGGCAGAUAGCCCGAGCGGGGUUGCCCUAGGGAAGUGGGGUCCCAGGGCUCCACUUGGCUCUGACUGGGCAGCACCGGCCCCAGCUCCUUAUGGAGGGUCUCCCAUCACCUGAAGAGGUUCUCUUUCCCCUUCCUGAAGGUCUGAAGGUGGCGGAAAUGGCCACACAACCAAGAAAAGCCCGCCCGCCCCAGCCCAGGAUCCUCCUGGGGCAAUGGCACCGGCCGAGUCCUCCAUGCCUCCUCAUUCCCUGUUUGUCCCUGUUUUGACCUUAAACACCAGUUCUCCCACCAGGAUGGACUGGGAAGAGCUGAGGGAGAUUCUGUUUACUAUCAAGAGUUGUAUUUUCGUAUCGUCCUCUCUUUUAUGCCAAGUAUGUGUGUGUUGGGCUGCGCAGUGGAUUUAUGUAGCAAAUGUGAGUUUGCCAAUAAAACAGAAUAACCAGCCCCA